Messenger RNA from Mytilus trossulus (common blue mussel), 3029 nucleotides. RefSeq names its product synaptic vesicular amine transporter-like. The transcript has 16 exons. Bases 149 to 1699 code for a protein of 516 amino acids. Gene Ontology annotation, cellular component: synaptic vesicle membrane; terminal bouton. The record is from RefSeq and is a predicted model, not a curated record. Gene Ontology annotation, molecular function: serotonin:sodium:chloride symporter activity; xenobiotic transmembrane transporter activity. Gene Ontology annotation, biological process: transmembrane transport; aminergic neurotransmitter loading into synaptic vesicle; xenobiotic transport. Lineage: Eukaryota; Metazoa; Mollusca; Bivalvia; Mytilida; Mytilidae.
UAAAACAACUUUAGAACAUGCUUGCUACAUCGUUCAUAAUGGGAAAAUAAUUGGAAUUUCUUAACUAUUUUAAAAACUUAUCGUUAGUAGAUAGUGUAUGUGAUAAGCGCAACAAUUAAAAGACAAAAGGACUGAAAAUAGAACAAUCAUGAUUAUCAAAGACAUUGUAUCGCCUGCCAAAAUGUCUGACUGCCUAACAAGAUGUCGUCAGUCUCGGAAAUUAGUUUUAGUAAUAGUAUUCAUAGCUCUAUUCUUAGAUAAUAUGCUUCUGACUACUGUAGUACCAAUUGUGCCAAAUUUUCUACGUAAAUUAGAUUACCCAUAUGAAGUUCAGAAUGUGACUACAUAUUACACAAAAAAUAUUACUGAAAUGUGUUCAAAUAAAUCUUUAAAUAUGUUUCAAACUGUGACAAAAAAUUACAAUGCUUACACAGCUUCGGAGUAUAUAUGUGAGAAUAUUACAAUUACACCAAUAAAUGUGACAAGUUAUGAGACUAUGACAGUUCCAACAAUUCGUAAAGCGGAACUAGCAAACGAGAACGUCAAAGUCGGCCUAAUGUUUGCAUCGAAGGCAAUUGUACAGUUGAUUACAAAUCCGUUUAUAGGACCUUUAACGAACAGAAUUGGUUACACUAUUCCACUUUUUACUGGUUUCUUUGUUAUGUUUGUAUCUACCAUAAUAUUUGCAUUUGGGGAGAAUUAUACUAUUUUAUUUAUAGCCAGAGCCGUCCAAGGAAUAGGUUCUUCUUGUUCAAGUGUAGCAGGUAUGGGAAUGUUAGCCGAUCGAUAUCCUGAUGAUAGAGAACGUGGAAAUGCGAUGGGUAUAGCUUUAGGGGGUUUAGCAAUGGGAGUUUUAGUGGGACCAACGUUUGGUGGAUUUAUGUACGAGUUUGCAGGGAAAGAAGCACCGUUUGUAGUUUUAGCAGCACUUGCACUUAUAGACGGUGUGUUACAGAUGUUUGCAUUGAAGCCGUCAGUAAAACCAGAGUCACACGAAGGCGAGUCAUUGGGAACACUCAUAAAAGACCCGUAUAUUCUCAUUGCUGCUGGUUCUAUAACAUUUGCCAACAUGGGUAUUGCAAUGAUGGAACCGUCGUUACCAAUAUGGAUGUACGAGACCAUGGAUGCACCUGAGUGGCAACAAGGUGCUGCUUUUUUACCUGCUAGUAUUUCAUAUUUAAUAGGAACAAAUAUAUUUGGGCCAUUGGGCCACAAAAUAGGAAGGUGGUUAUCAUCAUUAAUCGGAAUGGUUAUCAUAGGAGUAUCAUUAAUAUUUAUACCUUUCUCUACAAACAUUUAUCAUUUAAUAGCACCAAAUUUUGGAUUAGGAUUUGCAAUAGGAAUGGUAGACUCCACAAUGAUGCCUCACAUGGCAUACCUAGUAGAUCUAAGACACGUGUCUGUUUACGGCAGUGUUUAUGCCAUUGCAGAUGUCGCUUUCUGCCUUGGAUUUGCAGUUGGUCCAGCGUUAAGUGGAACCAUAGUCACGAAUAUGGGAUUUGGUUGGAUGUUGUGGAUUAUAGCAAUAUUAAAUUUGCUUUAUGCACCAUUGUUAUUUUUUAUUCGAAACCCUCCAGGAAAAGAAGAAAAAAUGUCACUGAUAUUAAAUGACAAAUGUCCAGUUCAGUAUGUAACUUAUAACCAGACAGAUAAAAGUAAUGUCACGUCUGAUGAUGACCAAGAAUACGAUGAUUAUUGAUGUUCAAGAAUAACUGAUAAACAUGAUUACUGAUGUUCAAGAAUUACUGAUUAACAUGAUUACUGAUGUUCAAGAAUAACUGAUAAAACAUGAUUACUGAUGUUCAAGAAUUACUGAUUAACAUUAUUACUGAUGUUCAAGAAUUACAGUUACUGAUAAACAUGAUUACUGAUAUUAAAAAAAUACUGAUAAAAUUGAAUACUAAUGUUCAAAGAUUACUGAGAAACAUUAAUACUGGUGUUCAAAGAUUAAUGAUUUACAAAGAUUACUGAUGUUCAAAAAUUAUGAAAUUGAUUAGCGAUGUUCAAAGAUUUUCCGAUGAAAUUUAUUCCUGUGUAUAUGUCUCAUUCACUUCAAAAGAUUUCCAAAAUAUGAAGUAGCAUGCAGUUUAGUAAAAUAGAACUGUUGUGGGAAUAAAUGUGUAACAUACACCAUACACCAGAAAGCUUAAGUAAUAUUAUUUUUUUGGAUACAGAAUGAAUAAAUGAGACUGGUCAAUUCAAAUGAAAAUGAAGAUAAAAUGUUAACAUAUAAUUAUUUUCAUUUAUGCAUGAGCCAUUCGCUUGUUCAUACAAGUGAAUGUUAAACCUCUGAUGGUUGUUUUGGUUCUAAGAAGAAAUUAAUACUUUAUAUUUUUUGAGAUCUUAAGUUAAUUGAGAGUUUAUUUUCUGUUAUAUUUUAAAGAAGAAGAGAUUUAAAAAAUAUCGGUCAGCCUCGAUUAAAGCAUUAAAAUAUUUAUGAAAGCCUAUUUUUGGAAGUUUAUCAUCUCAUAAGUAUUAUUAUAUUUAUAAAGCAGAAGAUUAUUUACAAAAUGAUGUAUAUCUUAAACAGUUCAAAGUUUCCCCCUAAAUAACAAAGAUUUAAAACGUGUUUGACAAAUAAGGUCUAUCGUUAUAUGGUAGACGUUUGGAGCAAUUUCUCCGACUUGGUUUCUGCCUCUUUGGUGCAUACGCCAUAUCUCUUCUAUACACAACACAAAAAAGUCAUGUAAAAUGUGAAAUAUGAAAAAAAGGGACAAUCAUUUCCGCUUUUCUUACAGUAAUUUUUUUUAACAGUAAAACGAUUAGAAUUAUGGGAGAGCCGAAUACAUAAGAUGGGUUAAUAAAAAGUUGUGUAGUAAAAAGCGUAAUUGUUGUGCAAUGAAAGGUUACUGAAGUCACUCGCGUAACAAUGUGUGUUUUAACUGUCCUGUGUAUUAUGCAGAAAACAAGUUCUUAACUAUAUGUAUUAUUAUACAGUAUUAACUACUGGAGAUUUAUAGGGUAAACAUCUUUUUGACUGUAAUUGUUUGAUAAAUAAAAUUAACACAUUAAAAUAUGAAGACUUAUGG